Messenger RNA from Linnemannia hyalina, 1035 nucleotides. The record is from the annotation of a GenBank genome assembly. NCBI's taxonomy places the organism in Eukaryota, Fungi, Mortierellomycota, Mortierellomycetes, Mortierellales, Mortierellaceae.
AUGAUGCACACAAGACCCCUAUUCAGAUCAUUGUCUCCCCUGAUAUCGACGGACCUCUGGCCCACUGUCUUCAAGGCAUCCAGGGCGCGUGGUCAGCUACGAGUAUCUGUCAUGACCGAAGAUGUUGCCAACUUGGCUGCGGCGUCAAUGAAGUUUGAGUCACACCCUAACCGAUCUGUCCUCGAGAUCUUCUCGGGGCCUGGUCAACUUACGAGAUCGAUGUACCUAGCUGGAGCAAAGAAGAUUAUCACCGUCGAGAACGGUGAUACGUUUCAGAGUUCUCUGAAGGCGUCUAACAAGAUCAACUUCCCAUUCCUUGAAACACAGAAACUGGAAGACGAGUCAAAUGGAGCGAUCAAGAACUACAACAUGAACCCACUCUCAGAUCCAUUCGACGAACUCUUGGGCCCCAAGGUCAACGCGAUCCCCGAUCUGGUCCCGCAGGAUUGGGAGAAUAUCCAGUCGAAUGUGUUGUUGGUGGGGACCAUCCCUAAUUCGACAUUGGGCGAGAAAUGUUUACAUGACUUGUUGACAGCUUCCACUGAGAAGAUGGGAAUCUUCAAGUAUGGGCGCGUUGAAAUGUAUAUAUUUAUGUUCAAGGAUGCCGCCAAGAGGUUGAUUUCGCCGCCAGGAACUCCGUCGAGGAACAGAGUGAGCGUCUUGGCUGAAGCGGCUGCAGAGAUGACACAAAUCAUGCGACCCGGAGCUACUCACUUCCAUUUGCCAUACGACUACGAGCUCGUGCACUUUGCCCCUCACAAGGUGCCCAAGCUUGAUGUACCGAUGGAAGUAUUUGAUUUCUGCCUGAGGAGUUUAUUCACCAGCAAGUCGAACCCUCUCAACAAAGUCAUCAAAUUGCUGGGACCUGGAGCAGAUAUCUUGCUAAAGAGACUGAGUUUCGACCACAGCAUAAAGGUCAAGCACAUGUCGUUGGAGCAAUUAAACGAGGUGGCCUUGAAGUUUGAGCAAUGGCCUCUUCGACCCACAGUCCUCUAUGACGACAUGAUCCUCCACGAGCACAAAAAGAAGCGUUAA